AUGCCUCUCAACAUAAGCUACGACGAGAUCUGCUCGAAAUUCGACCGACUCGUCUCUAAUGGAAUCAUUGUCUAUCAGCCCAGCCACACGGUCGCGGUUACCGACAACGGCAUGCUUUUCUGUUUCCACGUGGUUGAAGGUCUAAAGAAGAAGCCACAAGCGGGAGAGGGGCUUCAAAUCCCUUCGGCCAACUCGGCCACUGUAGCCGAUGAAGCCAACGUUCAUCCUAAAACAUUCGGCCCUGGCAGCGAUCUGGCAUACGACCACCCCGAUGAGUGCAUCACCCUUGUCAAUGGAACACAUUACCUCGUGAUCAACAAAUUCCCGGUCUUUCGACCCAUGCUCCUCCUGCUGACGACGGAUUCCUACCGCCGCCAAAAUGAGUCCCUUGACUUCGCGGAUAUCGACGCUGCAUGGAGUCUGGUCCAGGGACUGGAACGAGAUCACUUUGCCUUUUUUAAUUGUUCAGAGCUUGCGGGAUCUAGUAGGGCCCACAAGCAUCUGCAGGUUAUUCCAGAACCAAGUUUGCAAGAGGGGUAUUCGGAAGGAUUCAAGUUCUUCCCAGACUAUGAUCCAGAGGAAGAAGCAACUGUGCCGCCUUUCGUUCACUUCUUGCAGCGAUUCCGAGAUCUACGUGAAGGUCACAUCACAAGCAGCGACCAAUUGUUGUGGGUCUAUCAGCGACUGUUGCAACAGACGCGCGAGUCGUUGAAAAUCGAUCAGGAUCCAUGCCCCCACAAUGUGGUCCUUACGAAAAGGUGGAUCGUGAUAGUUCCGCGAACAACCAAGGUAUUUAAGGGUAUAACAUCAAAUGCACCGGGAAUGCUGGGGUCAGUCUAUAUCUCCAAUCAUGAUCAGCUCCGUGCCUGGAAGGAGGUUGGUCCUACAAAGGCCCUAGCCGAACUAGGCCUGUCCAGUUCAAAUUCCCGAAAAUAG
This is a messenger RNA of Penicillium argentinense, 936 nucleotides long. RefSeq names its product putative phosphorylase. Gene Ontology annotation, biological process: nucleotide metabolic process. Lineage: Eukaryota; Fungi; Ascomycota; Eurotiomycetes; Eurotiales; Aspergillaceae. The record is from RefSeq and is a predicted model, not a curated record. The transcript is spliced from 2 exons. Gene Ontology annotation, molecular function: ATP binding; ATP:ADP adenylyltransferase activity. Bases 1 to 936 code for a protein of 311 amino acids.